Molecule: messenger RNA, 2043 nt
Organism: Lathyrus sativus (Indian pea)
Lineage: Eukaryota; Viridiplantae; Streptophyta; Magnoliopsida; Fabales; Fabaceae
Source: the annotation of a GenBank genome assembly
AUGGCUUUGAAAGAGAGAUUUUCUUCAUCGCCUGAAACGUCGUCGUGUGGAGAACGUUACGUAAGCUGGGAAGAGGUAGUGGUGUCGAUGGAUAAGGGUGGAAGGGAGGUUCGUUAUUUUCUGAAAAAGAAAGGCGGUGGUUCGGAUCUCGCUCUUAUAGGUAAAGAGAAGAGUCCGAGGCAUAUGUCUUAUCACUAUGCCAUAAGAGACUCUUCUCUGGGUCCUUUUGUAAAACUCAAAUCGCGUAGACAUGUUGUUGAUUGGUUGGAUUCAAUUGUUUCAUAUUCUUCUUCCGGGGAAGCGACCAUGGUUGUUGGGAAUUAUAGUUUUGAACAUGAGAUUGGAACCUUGAAGGAUAAUUACACGCCAAAGCUGCGCAAUUGUACACAAGAAUUUUCAUGGAUAGGCUUACCGUGGACAUGUAGGAAAAGAAGAAAUCACUAUCAGUCAUUUAUGCGUAAUGGUUUUCAGAUAUCUGCGAAUGAUUUUGUGUUUGUUUUAGCAGAAGAGAACAAACGUCUGGUUGCCUACUUGGAAGACUUGUACGAGGAUUCCAGAGGCAACAAGAUGGUUGUAGUUCGCUGGUUUUACAGAAUUGAUGAGGUUGGUAUUGUUUUACCUCACAGUUUUAGUGACAGAGAAGUUUUGUUUUCUCUUUUUCUUCAAGAUCUGAGUAUUGAAUGCAUAGAUGGUUUGACUUCCGUCCUCAGUCCCCAGCACUUCGCAACUUAUCGGAAUGAAGUUCGUCACGCCUGUCCAGAACCAUUUGUGUGCAGCAAGAAGUUUGAUAAUGAUGAUGUCAAACACUUUGAUAUAACUCAAAUUAAGGGUUAUUGGAGACAGGAAAUAUUGAGCCACAUGUGUGCCAACUUAGGCUCAAAGUCUAAUUGGAGUUCAGGGCAAUCAGAAGAUGGCCCAGAAGUUGAAGAAAAUCUCCAGUCCUCUUCUGGGAUCAGACCUAUGAAGAGACAGCGUUGUACAAAAGUUGACGGAACAGAUGCUGUUGAGUUAGUUGCAAUUGAAUCAGAAAAUUUGAGUAAUUGUAAAAUUGUUGCCAAAACCUGCUGUGGCAACAAUUCCUUAAAACUGGGCACCAUUAAAAAGGCAAAUGAACCUGCUUCACAUUAUUUAGCUGUAGGUUCCAAAGUUGAGGUCCUCUCUCAAGACAGUGGUAUUAGAGGAUGUUGGUUUAGAGCUUCAAUUAUCAAGAACAGCAAAGAUAAAGUGAAGGUACAAUAUCACGACCUCCAGGAUGCUGAGGAUGAAGCUAAGAAGCUUGAGGAAUGGAUUUUAGCUUCUAGAAUUGUGGCACUUGAUGAUCUCGGUCUUCGACUACCUGAGAGGACCAAGAUCCGACCACAGUCAAACAAAAGUGGAAAUUCAUUUGUGGCUGAUGUUGGUUACAUUGUUGAUGCCUGGUGGCAUGAUGGAUGGUGGGAAGGCAUUGUGAUUCAAAAAGAGCUUGAUGCUCGAUAUCAUGCCAAAUAUAAUGUUUAUUUCCCAGGUGAAAAGACGGUCUCAGUUUUUGGUCCUAGUAACUUACGGCAUUCUCAAGAUUGGACAGGGAAUGGGUGGGUGAAAUUAAGGGAAAGGGCAGAUAUUGUUACUUCUAAAUUAUCAUUAUCAAGCUUGAGCACAAAACAAAAUUUAUGCACAUCUUAUAACGAAAAAGCAAACGCAGUACCUAUGGGGGAUGGAAAACAAUCUAAGCAGACUGAUAUCCACUCAGGUUUUUAUGAAAAGGAUAAAUCUUUUAUAAAGCCUGAGGUUGUUCCGGAUCUUUUGAAGGAUGUUUUGUCAUCUCAGUUAAGGUGGAAGUCAUCCCGGAAAAGGAAUCAAGGCCGGACCUCUCCCCUGAAGCAAAAGUGCAGUGAUAGACACAGAAAAUUGUCCCCAUCUUUUCUGGAGUCUGAUGAAUCAGAUAGUUUUGUGAUUCCAGCUUCAUUGAAAGAUGACCAUGAUGACUAUAAAUACCAGGGAGAUCCUUCCAUUUUCAGUUCCUCUGUCGUCCCAUCUUUAACCAACAUGGUUAUGUGUAGAUGA